Cyanidioschyzon merolae strain 10D is the source of this 1827-nucleotide messenger RNA. RefSeq names its product glucose-6-phosphate 1-dehydrogenase. Bases 1 to 1827 code for a protein of 608 amino acids. The record is from RefSeq and is a predicted model, not a curated record. Gene Ontology annotation, biological process: glucose metabolic process; pentose-phosphate shunt, oxidative branch. Lineage: Eukaryota; Rhodophyta; Bangiophyceae; Cyanidiales; Cyanidiaceae. The transcript has a single exon. Gene Ontology annotation, molecular function: glucose-6-phosphate dehydrogenase activity; NADP binding.
AUGUUCGUAGCUUUACCAAGUGUGCUGUUCACCAGCAAACCCUCAAGGAUACGUACUGUUAAGAUUGAAAAGCGUAGAACGUUAUUUGCCUGCGACAGGGCGAAAGCAGGCACCGAUGGGAACGCUAGCAACGCUGCGGCGUCAGCACCGAAACCCUCUGCUGCGAGCAGCGGGCGAUCUGCUGGUACUGCAGCUCGAGACCAGGUAACGAUCAGUGCCCAGACGAGUUCGUCAAACUCGCGGACGAUAGAUCGAAGCACCGAUUCAUCGCAAACAGUACAGGUUGCGUCCAUGUUUGACUCGAUGACGAAGCGCCGUGAGGCUGCUCGCCGCGAGGCGCUGAGCAUCGUCGUGCUGGGCGCGUCCGGGGAUCUGGCCCGCAAGAAGACGCUCCCGGCGCUUUUCUCACUCUACUACCACGAUCUGCUGCCGAGCGACUUUUAUGUGGUCGGCUACGCACGAUCAAACAUGACGAGCGAGGCGUUCCGGAACACGAUCAAGUCAAGUUUGACCUGCCGCGUUAUCGAAGGCCCCGAGUGCGCACGCAAAAUGGAGCAUUUCCUCUCGCGUUGUUUCUACGUUUCCGGAACUUAUCAUGAAACUACUGCAUUCCGAACGCUGGACGAGUUUCUCGUGAACGAGUUUGAGAAAGAGCGCUGGAAUCGCGGGGUUCCGACCAAUCGCCUCUACUACUUGGCGAUUCCUUCCAACGUCUUCGCUGAGGCCUGUCGCGGCAUCGCCCAUGCCCACACCAAGCCUCCGGAGUCGACCAAGGGCUGGAUGCGGGUCGUCUUGGAGAAACCGUUCGGGAGAGAUCUGGAUACCUUCCAGACCCUGCACCAGGAACUGCAAUUGUACAUUAGCGAGGAACAAACCUUCCGCAUUGACCAUUACUUGGGCAAGGAGCUCGUUCAGAACGUGCUGGCGCUGCGCUUUGCGAAUUAUUUUUUGGAGCCUCUCUGGAACAACCAACACAUCCAAUCUAUCCAGGUGACGUUCAAGGAGAACUUUGGUGUCGAGGGACGCGCUGGCUACUUUGACCAGUACGGAAUCAUCCGCGACAUCAUGCAGAAUCACCUGCUGCAAAUGGUGGCGCUCUUUACGAUGGAACAGCCGGCUUCUUUGAACGCCGAAGAUAUUCGUGACGAGAAAGUGAAAGUCUUGCGCAGUUUGGAAACGCUACGUGCUACAGAUUUCGUCAUCGGGCAGUAUAUGGGGUAUCGGGAGGAAGACGGCGUUCGUCCGGGCUCCAAGACGCCUACGUUUGCAGCGUGUCGGAUGAACAUUCGAAACCGACGCUGGGACGGUGUACCGAUCCUGGUCAAAGCGGGGAAGCAUUUGGAUGAACGCCUCGCGGAAGUGCGUGUCACGUUCCGCAGUGUGCCUGGUAGUAUUUUCUCGCUUGCGAAUACCCUGCCGAACAAUGAGCUUGUUGUUCGCGUUCAGCCCGACGAAGCCAUUUAUCUUCGCAUCGUCAGCAAAUCCCCGGGGUUGACCUCUCGCCUAGAAGAGGCGCGUCUGACGCUAUUCUACCGGACGGCCUGGGAAGAAGCGCACGACAUUCCCGAUGCCUACGAGCGCCUCAUCUUGGACGUCAUCUAUGGUGACAAAUCGCUCUUCAUACGAAGCGAUGAAUUAAAAGUCGCCUGGGAGAAGUUUACGCCGGCGCUUCACGAACUCGAGCAGAGCGACCGCUAUCGACCGGUACCGUACGUAGCGGGCAGUCGCGGCCCUGCCGAAGCCGACUACCUUGCCGCGCGCUACGGAUGCGUUUGGGCCAGCGACCUUGACAUUGGCGGCAAGCGACUGCAAAGCAAGGUGCCGUAA